Drosophila hydei is the source of this 835-nucleotide messenger RNA. RefSeq names its product rhodanese domain-containing protein CG4456. The transcript has 3 exons. The record is from RefSeq and is a predicted model, not a curated record. NCBI's taxonomy places the organism in Eukaryota, Metazoa, Arthropoda, Insecta, Diptera, Drosophilidae. The coding region runs from base 16 to 564 and encodes 182 amino acids. Gene Ontology annotation, cellular component: mitochondrion. Gene Ontology annotation, molecular function: thiosulfate-cyanide sulfurtransferase activity.
UAUUGUAGCUGAAGCAUGCGGCUGAUAAACAUUAACAUUGGCGCUGCCGUCGCCGUCGCUGUCGACGCUGUCGUCAUCGUCUUGGCAGUAGCUUCGCUCUUGCCUAUAAUAAGUGCCAAUGAUUCGUCAAACAGAGAACUUAGUGAUCCGUCGACAAUCAAGCUAAGUGAAAGCACAAUUUUGAGUGCUGCUAAUUUGCAUAUUGAUCAAAGCAAAAUAAUGGAUGUCACAUACGAACAAGUGAAAGAUGUGCCCAACCAUCCAGAGGUCUAUUUGAUCGAUGUACGCAAUCCGGAGGAGCUGACGGCUACUGGCAGCAUCCCCUCCAGCCUCAAUGUGCCCUUACCUGAAUUGGAAGCCGCUUUAAAGUCCGAGUCUGAGGAGUUCGAAAAGAAAUAUGGACGGGCAAAGCCUGCGAACGAUGCAAACAUCAUAUUCACAUGUCGCUCGGGCAGACGUGCCCAGGAGGCUGCAGAGAUUGCCAAGACUGCGGGCUUUACCAACUUGAGCGUCUAUCGCGGCUCCUGGCUGGAAUGGGCCGAGAAGGAGGGUCUUCCACAGUGAGAUCCAAAAAGCUAAGCAUUUCCUCACUCUUUGGCUUGUUCUAUAAUUUAAUUGCAAUUUAUUAACUACUUAUAUACGCUACACAUUUAUUUAAAGAAUAUAUACGGUUGCGGAAUAAAUUUGACUAUUAAAGCAAUAAUUAUAAACAAGUUUUAGGCACACGGUUAAAUUCGUUAAUAUGAAAAACAGAAAUGACAGCUGUAGAUGUGGUGGUUGAUUGACUGUAGUAUGAUUAUAUUUGUGCACUUAUAAUUUUAACAAGAUGUAAUAA